Molecule: messenger RNA, 1787 nt
Organism: Macrosteles quadrilineatus (aster leafhopper)
Lineage: Eukaryota; Metazoa; Arthropoda; Insecta; Hemiptera; Cicadellidae
Gene: hyx
Product: parafibromin
Exons: 10
Coding region: 93-1661 (522 amino acids)
Biological process (GO): positive regulation of transcription elongation by RNA polymerase II; transcription elongation by RNA polymerase II
Cellular component (GO): Cdc73/Paf1 complex
Molecular function (GO): RNA polymerase II complex binding
Source: RefSeq, a predicted model, not a curated record
UGUGGAGUGGAUACUGGACUUGGACUAGGAUCCGACGAUCCGUUCGUUUUCCUCAUCGUGAAUCGUGAGGUUGAGAGUGAGAUUGUGUCAAUAUGGCAGAUCCUUUAAGUUUGUUGCGUCAAUACAAUGUUAACAAGAAAGAAAUUAUCGAAAGGGAAAAUCAGAUUAUUUUCGGAGAGUUUUCUUGGCCCAAAAAUGUUAAAACAAACUAUCUCAUGUGGGGAUCCGGUAAAGACGGAGCCUCAAAAGAAUACUACACUUUGGAGUGUCUAUUGUUUCUUCUCAAGAAUGUCACCCUUUCUCAUCCGGUGUAUGUGCGGCAGGCUGCUGCUGAAAACAUACCAGUGGUACGCAGGCCUGAUCGUAAAGACUUGUUGGCCUAUUUAAAUGGGGAGACAGCAACAUCGGCGAAUAUUGACAAGAGCGCUCCAUUGGAGAUCCCCACACAGGUGAAGCGAGCCCCAGAUGAGAGCAUCGAGAGCGUGGCAAAGAAACCUCGAUUGGAAGACAUGCAGGAUGUGCAGCGAGUCAAGCAGCAACUGGCCGCUCGUCUGGACGCACCGAAGGAGGCGUCGGUUACUGUAGACAACAUCAAAUCUCUCUCCGAGGCAAUGUCAGUCGAAAAAAUCGCAGCAAUCAAAGCCAAGCGGUUGGCUAAGAAGAGAACUACAAUCAAAGGCCAUGACGACAUCGGGAUCGGAUCAGACCUCAGGGUCAUGUUGGACUUUGAUGUGGACGUAACUAAAGACAUCAUCUCUCGGGAACGGCAAUGGCGGACUAGGACGACCAUAUUACAGAGCACAGGAAAGAUUUUUGCAAAGAACAUUUUUGCGAUCCUGCAGUCGAUAAAGGCGCGUGAGGAAGGCAGACACCGACCUCCCGCGGCUACACCUAUCAUGACUCCUCGAGCCACACCCAUCAAACCCGUCAUUCCUCAACCCAUUGUGUACAACCGAUACGAUCAGGAACGUUUCAUUCGCCAGAAAGAAGAAACGGAAGGUUUUAAAAUUGAUACUAUGGGAACAUACCAUGGAAUGACGCUAAAAUCAGUGACUGAAGGCAACCAACCCAAGAAACUACCUCCGCAACAAAACCCCCACCCACCUCAGCCCAUACCUACGGCUCAGGCUCGCAUGGGAUUGGUUCCGUCAGCCAACAAGCGAGUGUCUCGGACACCGAUCAUCAUCAUCCCAGCAGCCAACACAUCCCUCAUCACCAUGUAUAAUGCCAGAGACAUUCUGCAGGACCUCAGAUUUGUAACAACUGAGGAAAAGAAACUGCAAGGAGCAAAGCGUGACAAUGACAUUCUACUGCAGAGACGUAAGGAUGGCGGACUGACAGUUCCGUACCGUGUCAUUGACAACCCACAGAAGUUGACACUGGGUGACUGGGACCGUGUGGUCGCUGUGUUUGUGAUGGGCCCUGCCUGGCAGUUCAAGGGAUGGCCAUGGGAUGGCAACCCUGUGGAUAUUUUCUCAAAAAUCUGUGGAUUUCACCUCAAGUAUGAUGAGAUGAAGCUGGACAAGAACGUGGAAGGUUGGGCUGUGUCUGUCAUACAGCUGUCUCGCACCAAGCGGCAUCUCGACCGAGCGGCUCUCAUGGUGUUUUGGGAGCGGCUGGACAAACAUCUCAUCAAAAACAAACCACAUCUUCGGUUUUGAAGCUCUAGUCGUGUGCCUCUGUAUAUACACCUCAAGGAAUUAUUUCUAUUGAUUUUAGAUAUACACUAAGCUUAGUAAGCUUCCUGUUUAUAUAUUACCUAUUUUCUUGUCUAUGUAAAUACUAAA